Messenger RNA from Triticum aestivum (bread wheat), 547 nucleotides. RefSeq lists its product as uncharacterized. The transcript has a single exon. The record is from RefSeq and is a predicted model, not a curated record. Lineage: Eukaryota; Viridiplantae; Streptophyta; Magnoliopsida; Poales; Poaceae. The coding region runs from base 58 to 297 and encodes 79 amino acids.
CGCCCUGACUGACCGCAGGAGAAGCUUUUGUUCGUCUCUUGAUUGAGAUCGUUCUUGAUGGAGCGCAAGAACUCGUUUGGCUCGUCGUGGGCGGACCAGUGGGACUACGGCAGCGACCCGGCCCCGCGGGCCGGCGGCAAGAAGCAGGGCGGCGUGGAGAAGACCAAGGCGGCCGCGGCCACGGGGCUGAAGAAGGUGAAGGAGGGCACCGCGCACGGCUUCCAGUGGAUCAAGGGCAAGGUGCAGAAGAAGAAGCAGGGCGGCGCCGCCGGCGACGACGCGACUGCCGGGUAUUGAUUAGCCAGGCCCCGUUCCCGGCGGGCGGAUGGAAAUGGAUGCAUGGAUGUCCGGUCGAUUGACUGGGCGAUCUCUUGUUUCCUGUCGUUUAAAUGGUUCUGUACAUACAGGUUUGCCGUUUGAUUCAGGGUUGACACCACCACGUAGAUCAUCUAGCGUUCAGAUCUCUGCUUAUUGAUUGGUUCUUUGUUCUUCCUCUUGUCCUGUUCUCGAUUGAUCCGAUGAAAUUUGCCGCUGAUUGGUUCGUUCA